Molecule: messenger RNA, 1334 nt
Organism: Homarus americanus (American lobster)
Lineage: Eukaryota; Metazoa; Arthropoda; Malacostraca; Decapoda; Nephropidae
Gene: CSN8
Product: COP9 signalosome complex subunit 8-like
Exons: 4
Coding region: 35-592 (185 amino acids)
Biological process (GO): COP9 signalosome assembly; protein deneddylation
Cellular component (GO): COP9 signalosome
Source: RefSeq, a predicted model, not a curated record
CUUAUGGUCCAUGAGGGAGGCAUCACUGUAAACAAUGGCUGAGGUGAACUACAACAACAUUGGUGAAGAACUCGAAAAACAAGAGUUAGAUGCUCCUAAUGGGGUUCCUCCAGCACAUGUAUACGAACAGCUUCUCACAAUCUAUCUGCUACAGAAUGAUUUAACUGGAGCCAAAUUCCUGUGGAAGCGUAUCCCGUCCAGUACUAAGAGCGCCACGCCAGAACUAGCCCGGAUAUGGCAAGUUGGUCAGCAUCUAUGGCAGCGUGACCUACCUGCUGUUUAUGCCGCCCUAAAACGAGAAUGGUCGCCUACGGUCAAGGAUAUCAUGAAAGCUGUGCAAGAUCACGUGCGUCAGAGAGCGGUUGAACUUGUCGGGCGAGCAUACACGUCCAUCAGCGCUGACGACUUUGCUCAGUUGGUCGGUAUGAGUGUCGACGAGGCAGUGGUAGCGGCGAAAGGACACGGCUGGGGAUACGACGAGCCCACACGUAUGAUCCUGCCCAUGCCACAAGCCCCACAGCCUCACACCCCUACGCCUUCAGAAGAACAACUACGCAGACUCGCAGAUUACGUUUCCUUCCUGGAAAAUUAACUUAUAAAUAAAGGAUUAAAAACAUUGCUUUAUUGAAUUCUUUUGUUAUUUAUCGUCACAUUUUGAUAUAAUGUUUUGCCAAAGAAUUAUAUUAUCCAAUAGUACACUGAUCACCGAUUAAUGUUUUGUAUCUCAUUCCUUGAUUAUGUUUUUCUUGUUUGCAAUAAACAGCUGUGUAACAUUAAAGAAUUAAAUUUACGAGAUUUAAAUACCAGAUUGUUGAUGAAUAUGUUUGUGCUUUGCCUUCAAGUUUUUUUCUUCAGUGUGAUAUACAGUGCACUAGAAAGUUCUUUUUAAUGUACAAAUAAGAUGAGCCAUUUUCUUAUUUAACCAACUGAUAAAAUUGACCAGCACAGCAAUCACUGAGCUGGUUAAAAUAGUUCCUGGGAAGAGAACUUAUCUGUUAACUGAUACAACACCUUCAGCUUAAUUUAAAGAUUUAGCAUAAAUGAUUCAUUACUUCAUUCAUAUUUGCUAUACGUUGUCCUGUUGAAGAUUUAUAGUAAUGUUACCCCCCCCUGCUAACUAAACAUGUACUGUACUCAGCUACUACUCACAAUAUUGAAUUUAAUCGUGAACUUUGAAUUCAUUACCAGUUUAAUGUCGAGUUCUGAAGUGUUUAUAGUAUAUCUGAUAAACAAGCCAUUUUAUAAUUAAAGAGGAAUUGGCACAUUAAGAGAUAUCAAGGAAAAUACUGUUACUGUAAAUAAACUUAUCUGAAUUAAACAUAGAAAGUAUUGGA